CGGUCACAGUGAGAGUUUCACGCGAACUGAAAUACUCUUAGCCCGCUUUUAUGCACGCGUUUUUUGUCGCCUGUCGCGUGGCGACAAAAAACGCGUCGUUUUCUCAACGCAUUGUCUUGUAUGUAGCCAUUUAUGCAUCAACGACGGUGAGCCGCUCGAUGCCCGUGUCGCGGCGUUCUCAAAUUUGGUCGCCUGGAAUUUGAGAACGCGUGGCGACAGGCGUUUUUUGGUGGGUGUUGUCUAAAGACUGAAGACGUGUGCUACAAUGGAACAUCUGGAUGUCGAACUAUUCAUCGACGCAAUAGAAAAACGACCAUCUUUGUGGGAUUCAUCGUCAGGAGACUACAAAAACAGACAGCUUAAAAGAGACGAUUGGAAGGAAGUGUGCGAAAUUGUUAUCCAAAAAUUUGGGGAAAAAGAUGAAAAAGAAAGGCAGGAAAUUGGUAAGCAUUUCAUGUUAAUUACUUUAAUACAUACACUUACUAUUUUGUUUAAAUCAUAUGUUGGUGUUUUGCCAUGGCACAGCCCCUGCUGGACUGCUAAAAUAGUCAGCGAAAGCAUCUCUGUAUUUGUAAGCAGACUUACGUCCACGUCCUUCUGGUUCUGCUCUAUCAUUAUCAUGCAGCCCUGUUAUUGUCAAAGUAUCCUCAAAUCUGAUGCCAUCCCUCACACGAACAAAAUUGUGUAAUAUACAGCAAGCUUUGAUCAUGG
Molecule: messenger RNA, 711 nt
Organism: Acanthoscelides obtectus
Lineage: Eukaryota; Metazoa; Arthropoda; Insecta; Coleoptera; Chrysomelidae
Source: the annotation of a GenBank genome assembly